AUGAGAUCUUCCAAAAAACUCUCCUUCGCCCCACUCCCAGUUUCCCAACCUUUUCCAGUAUCAACAGCUUCCAGAAGAGCCUUUACCUCCGUGAACUACGCAGUUGGGGAAUUAACCGCGUUGAGGAGAGUUUUGGAGGGUCCGGACGGAUAUCAUUAUCAGUAUCGUGGCUGGUAUUAUCAAGUUAUUGGGAAUAAUCCGCGGAGUACGGAUACUUUUUUUGCGGCUGCGGAGGUGGCGAGUAAGAAUAAGGAGAGAGAUGCUUGGGGGUUGGUUAAUGAAGCUGAAAGUCUGGUGGCACACAUGGAGUAUUGA
Molecule: messenger RNA, 315 nt
Organism: Sclerotinia sclerotiorum 1980 UF-70
Lineage: Eukaryota; Fungi; Ascomycota; Leotiomycetes; Helotiales; Sclerotiniaceae
Exons: 3
Coding region: 1-315 (104 amino acids)
Source: RefSeq, a predicted model, not a curated record